Aspergillus versicolor CBS 583.65 is the source of this 1470-nucleotide messenger RNA. RefSeq lists its product as uncharacterized. The record is from RefSeq and is a predicted model, not a curated record. Gene Ontology annotation, molecular function: chondroitin hydrolase activity. The transcript is spliced from 2 exons. Gene Ontology annotation, biological process: polysaccharide catabolic process. Lineage: Eukaryota; Fungi; Ascomycota; Eurotiomycetes; Eurotiales; Aspergillaceae. Bases 1 to 1470 code for a protein of 489 amino acids.
AUGACGCGCCACGCGCAAGAUGAAGCGUCGAAUGCGCAAGCACUGGUGGAGUUAUUCUCCGAGAAUGUGCUGGCCAAAGUCCUCCGGGUCGCCAUAGAGGGACUCGAGAAUAAUAUACCACCGACAGUAUACCCAGAGUUUGUUCCCCAGCACGGCAAAGGCACAGGGCGCUACUUUCUCCGUGACGCAGACUUCUGGACCUGCGGCUUUUUCCCGGGUAUCCUGUAUUCCCUUCUCGAGCGCGCAGUCCGAUAUCCGCAAGUCUUUCCCUAUCUUGAGCAUGAGAAGUCAAAUGCACCAGACUCAAGUGAAUCUCUACGGGAGCAACUGGUGUCUCUUUCCCACACCUGGACGGGACCCAUCCAGGCUAUGAUGACUCGCACCGAUACCCAUGAUAUUGGCUUCAUCCUGCAGCCAUCGCUCCAAAAGGACUGGGAAUUGACAAGCAACCGGGAGAGUCUGCAAGCAGUAUUAACCGGUGCUCGCAGCCUUGCGAGUCGCUAUGUCCCUUCCGCGCGCGCAAUCCGUAGCUGGGACGUUCUCCGCCAGGCAGAUAUCGCGAUAACAAGUCUCACAGACGACUGCCUCGUAAUAAUCGACAGCAUGAUGAAUCUGGAUCUUCUCUACUACGCAUCCAAGCAUAUUUCAGAUCCCAGUUUAGCCGACAUAGCUACGACACACGCGCGAACGGUUAUGCAGUCUCUACUCCGUCCAGAGGGCCCAGCGACUAGCAAUGACAAGAGCUCUACAUCCCCGGAGCUCUACUCUACCUAUCACGUCGUGAACUUUGAUUGCCAUACCGGAGCUGUAAAACAGCGCCGCACCGCACAGGGAUAUAGCAACGAUUCGACCUGGGCGCGCGGCCAGGCAUGGGCAAUUACAGGGUUUGCGGAGACAUACAAGUGGACAAAGGAGAAGGACUUCCUGGCUACUGCCUGCGGACUGGCAGACUACUUCUUGCAACGGCUCGAAACAUCGCCGGCGUGCGUGGAGAAGCGUGCCGUCACACUCUCCAAUGGAGCGACGAAUGGACAGGCAGAAAAGACAACCGGGCGCUACGUCCCCUUGUGGGACUUUGAUGCACCGAUCGAGGACGAAACAAACCCGUUGCGCGAUUCUUCGGCGGGCGCAAUUGCUGCAAAUGGAAUGCUGCUUCUCUCGCAGUCGCUGGCUGCGUUGGGCGAUGUGGAAUUGGCAGAGAGAUACCGAAGAGCUGGAAUACGAAUUGUCAGUGAUACAAUUGAGUACUCUUUAGCGCAGGAGAAGGCCAAGUUGGCGACUGGGGGGGAGGAUGGAAGUAUCCGAGUGGAAGACGUGGUGCCCGGCCAGCGGUUUGAUGCUAUCCUGAAGAAUGCUACAGCGAACCAUAAUGCUCAGGACUAUGAUCAGUAUAGUGAUCACGGGUUGGUUUAUGGGGAUUACUAUCUGCUGGAGUUUGGUAAUAAGCUGUUGAGGAUGGGCUUGUUUUAG